AUGGCGAAUCGGCGAAGUACCAUCUCCAUUUCACUUUUCGUCUGCUUCGCUUUCAGCUUCCUCCUCUCGUCCACUCGCUCAUUUCCACAUGUUUUAGACAGCGCUACACAUACAAGCGAUUCCGCUUCAAACGAGGAUGUCCGAUCGCUAGAAUUCGCAGUAGCCGCCGCAGCCUAUGCGGAAGCUGCGGAAGGCCGCGCAGAAUUCGAAGUUGCAAUGAAGGUUCUUGCGGCGACAAGACUCCGCGCGGAGGCACUGCGGGCGGAUCUCUCCGCUGCGCGCCACCAGGCGGAGGUAGCGAAGCGCGAGCGCGCAGCCGUACACGUGGAUGCCGCACGUAUGGCGGAACGCGCAAGCAACCGCUCCGCGGACCUGAAGCGCGCGGAAGAAUUCUUGGCGCAAGCUGUUGCGUUCGCGGCGGAAAAGCGGCGCGCGGUGGAUGAAGCUGCGGCUGCGGUUGGAGAAGCAGCGAGAGCGGCGGGAACUACAAGAUCGGUUGAGGCGAAGCUGGCGCUCUGGUGGGCGGAAAACGAGCGCGCGGAGUUGGCGCAAGUGGUGGCGGUGGCGGAGAAGCUGGCGGAGGCGGCGAAGCAGGGCGCGGAUGAAAUUCGGGAAGUGUACGCGCGCGCGGAGAAUCAGCGGAAGAUUGCUGCAGCGGAACUCGAUUCCGAGCAGCUUCACGCGGAAAAACUGGAAUCUGCUGUAGCGCGUAUGGAGGAGGAGCACAGACAGGGUGUGAUUGCGCUGAAGGCCGCUGAAGCGAAGGUGACGGAAUUGAAGGCUCUGGCCGAGGGGAGAGUCGCGAGGACGAUAACGAUCCGAGUCGCGUAUGAAGAAGGCGGUACGGGGAACAGCCGAGUUGGAACGACAGCCACAAUUUGA
Molecule: messenger RNA, 882 nt
Organism: Closterium sp. Yama58-4
Lineage: Eukaryota; Viridiplantae; Streptophyta; Zygnematophyceae; Desmidiales; Closteriaceae
Source: the annotation of a GenBank genome assembly